UCCAGAGUCUUGUCGUCACUAGUGAAUAUAAUCCUGUCGUGUUAAGUGCUCACAAGACCAGUGAAACAGACGACCAGUUAGAAACAUUUUUAAGUGUCUCAGAAUGCAGGAGUUACGAGUGGUUGUGAUAGCGGUGGUGGGAGCCGUCUUGUGCCAGGGGGCUGCGGUCGUCGACACAAUAGACGUAGAUGUGGUGGACGUCUUACCUGAGAGUCCUAAGUCACAAAUUAAACCCUUAAUUGACGGAAUCACAGGUCGCACCUUCUCUGACUGGGGUAAGUCAAUCAUGGAAUGGAUGGGCUACGACUAUGACGACUACGAGGACUACGACUACCAGUCCGUCUAUUACUACGCCCCGAGCGCUUCUGCACAGGCGGGAUACGGGCUACCCUUGGUGGGCUACGAGUCGCCGUCGGCAGGAGGUCAACAAUCCUCCUACAGUAGCUAUGCGCCCGUGCAGGUCGUCCACCGCCCACAAUACUUCCAACAUCCUGCCCGUGAUGACAGCUUCGACGAUGAUGAAUGGUCGUUCACGGACAUGAUGUACAACGUGGCUGUUACCGUCAUCCCCGUCGGCCUCCUCCUCUCCGCCCUCCCCACUGGGCUCUUCACCCUCGCCGUCAGGAGACGGAGCCUGGACGACACCAACCUCCUGCAGGAUCAGUUCGACCCGUCUGAGCUGCCGUUGUUGAACACCCUGGUGGAGAACAACUUCCUCUCCCUCACCUCCCGCCAGUGUCAGGAGAAACUGUUCUGUGAGCUGUCCCUCCUGGGGGAGCACGAGGACGCCUCCUUCCUCCAGAAGACAUUCUACUACCUCGCUACACUGACCCCAGACUUCGUGGCGCGCAAAGCAGGUUUGGCUCGACUGUUUAGGACGUCCCGCGCCGGCAGCUGCAGCAUGUUACGCUGUUCCGCCACGCCAGAUCAAAGACCUCCCCCUCUGGCGUCGCAUCAGCCACCCACCGACACUAACCGUAUCUCUGAGGCAGUAACCAGCCCCGAGACGGAGACCACAGAGACGGCUAAAGAAUGAUAACAUACCGUUGUUGUCGCCCGCCUGGGUCUUGGUUAACAACAACUGUCCUUCCUCAGCUGACUCUCCCGUGUAAACAUUGCUUGUUUUGUUGUGAACAUUCCACCUUACUGACUAUGGUUGUGUUGCACGCGUACACAGCCACGGUGGCGGGAGAGUCACUUCCUCCAGACGAUAAAAACAGAAGAAAGCAAAUGCGUGUAUAACGAAAUUAGUCGUGUUUAUCAUGGCACAUCAGCUGACAGGGCUAUAGGUUGUGGGGACGCCGCGUGCCACUCACCCCUCCCAUUACCAGAGUAUUAGUAGAAACUUCUCCCAUAUUUAUCUCUAAUCAGGAGUAAAAAAAAAAUGACUUGUCCUACUCUAGAUGGGCUCCGUUCUUAACUUCCAUAAUGAACAGGUAACCGAAAUGUUUAGUGACCACAAGACCGAACAUCCGGACCGACCUGGAGACCUCUGACCUAUUUCUAACUGUGCCAUACGCGCCAGGCAUUCUUAAACAACACUUGAGUACCGUAACAUCACGCUCAAGCUUGCAUGAAACUAUACGUCGCUCAAUAAUAGAGCAGAUGAUCGCUAGAGAACCUCAAGUUGUGUUUGAGAAUCCCGGCUAGACUCUUACGACUGUGAUACUGUACCACUGACCAGCUCCCUCCAACACUACAUUAUUUAUUUAGCGUUUCCUUCUUCAAGCACACGUUCAUUUCUUAUUUACAUUACGUAUCAAGUUACAAUAUGUAAUAAGUAACUAAAUAUUGGCUGUGUUAGAGAAAUGUAUACACACCUUGCCUUACAGGUUGUCAAGAUGGCGUGAACGCUUAUAUUGUACACCACCAACACAGUCCUCCCUUGUUGAUGUGAUGCAAGUAGUCCCGCGAUCUCCACGAAAACAUGUAUGGAAGUUACAUUUUUUGACAUACCCUAUAUUUUGUUCUCAUAUAAAUCAUUAAAGUUCAGAUAUGAACGUGUGUAACUCCUUGAGACGUUAAUAGACUAGUUACUGUAUGUUGUUAAAGCCUCUUCACGACAGACGCUCUGCUCGUGUAGCUCACCCACUAGAUUUAUACGUUAACUGUAGAUAGAAUAUUUAUUUUUAUAUGACACUUUCUUCGACUUUUUUUGAGGCUGGACCUCAGCGUAUUGAAACUCAGGCUCUUCUUCCUUAACUUGGUUUACAUUUUUAAGGUUGCUCAAGGACAAUGAACGCAGGGUGAGGCGAGGGCCCAGUACCGCGUCUCCAGGGAGGAAAAUAGCCUUCAAAGAAAAAGAAAAUUUCACUAAAUUCACUCUGUAAACUAUUCACUUGCAUUACCGCAAAUAAGUAAAUAUAACCCGGCUGUAGCUAUUGUAGUAAUGGUUGAAAGAAGAUAUAACCCAGUGCUUUAAGAGUGUAAACGUUUGUGACAGUUGUCCCUGGCAGCCCUCGUACUUGACCUCCGCCCGCCCGCACGACCACUUGACCACCACCUACGGGUAGACGCGCCGCCAAAGACUUAAUUUUAACCCAGGACUCUCUGUGUAUAUGACACAUACUUCCGGUUGAGCUAACUUGACCUAAUGUAUCUAAUUUGCUCAUAACUUUUCAUAUAGUUAACCAUAGGAAAAUAACCAAAUUAACUUUUGAAUUAUCAAAACACCUCUGGUUAACGUGUUUUCAUGACAGUGAAUCUGUAACUGUUCUUUACAAUAACGUAUCAUCAGCAUAUCUGGGUGCUGUUAUUUUAGACAGACUCGUUAAUAAUCAAGUUAGCUCUCCUGGAUACAGUUCACCUAGACGGACGCUGAGUUAGCGCAGAAAUAAUGUUGGCGUCAUCUUCUAGUCCCUCCAACUUCUCGCUAGUCUUCCUUUAACGACAAAGACCGCACAAGAAACUUUAUUAUACAGACUGCGGACCAAAGACUCACUUCCUAAUUUUAAGUAAUGUUCACAAUAUAAUUAUAACUAACCAUUUACAUAGGUUAUUCCUUAUUUUUCGUUAUUUCGUGUAUACUAAACCGACAAGAAUGAGGCGUCGCCUCUAUUCUUCACUGACUUCGAUACUCCAGGAUUUAACAGACAAACAUUUCUGACCCUUUACACUGCAUAAGAAUCAGCCUAUGGCAUACAGUGACAAGCAGUUUGACCCAGACAGUAAACAUGUCACAACGUUUAACCUAACACAAGACAAAUCGUUGUUAACAUUCUGCUGUCACAAAUUGUUUUAGUUUAUUGCUAACUAUACACAGUAAUCAAAAGAUGCUGCUUUGGCGUAACAGACAAAAUUCUCAAUAUGCUUUAAUUUUACAAUAACGCCUCUGACAUUUUCUGACCUUACAAUCAUUACAACAAUUUUGAUCGUAAUAUAGAGUUUUGACUUAACAUACAAUACUGACAGUGUUUCCACCUUCAACACAGUAUAAUCCCAAUCUUUAACUUACAAAUAAUUCUUCACUUAUAUCAAUUAAUUCUACAGACAAAUCCCAGACAAUUUUUACCCAAAGACAAUACUAAUAAUGUUUAAACCUUUGAUAUAUAGUUCUGACUUAACAAUAUUAUCUCCUUGAGUAUAAACCUGACAUUAUAGUACUUUAGGAUAUCGUUUGGACUGUAUAAAGACACGUGACAUGUGUUGGCUAACGCUCACAUCAACUAAGACAUAUUAACUACUAAGCCGAUUUACCAAGUAACCUUAAGCACAGUACAGUUACCAACUACUUAACAAUACAGACUCCAGUUUUUUUUCUUUCUCAAAAAUAUAUAACUGACUAUUAAAGACGACCUCAUACCAAUAGCGACAGUCUAUCGCUCCGUGCCCAUAGAGACGUUCUACACAACCAAUCACCACUGACAAAACCAUACAUAGGACUAAAAUAAUUACUGAAUGUUUAUUGAGAAUAAUCCAAGUAGUUUAGACUUAAAAGACACUCAGUGAUAAUUGGCAAUUUCUUCGUGGUGAAGAAGUAUUGCCAUUAUUAACUUGGGCCGCCCGCAAAGGGAAAUCCACAUGGACUACAAUGGCAGACAGACAUAAUGGAUGAAAUAAACAGACAAUGACCAAACUUAAAGACGUCAGACACAAGACCAUCGACCUUACAGUGUGGCGAUGACAUUACUGCUGUUAGUGAUAAUGACGGAAAAAACCUGACCACGGAAGAAUAAAUGACUAACCUCACCAUAACCUUCCCGGGACAUGAUACAGUACCAGGCUUUUUAAGUUUUUAAUCAUCGUUGUACUUGACGAUUAUGUUAGAUUCCAUGAAUUACAUAUCUAACAGUUUACGAGGAAUUUAACAUAACUCAUAGCUGUCAUCUGAACUGUUUUACCGAACCACAAUACCAACGACUAACUAGAUUUCCACUAACUGGCCGAAAACCACAUCACAAGAUCAACUUACCCGAUUGACUAACUGACUCAUUCUCACAUCUUACCUGACCAAGUGAUGACUGUACCUGAAUUAAUUACCUGUAUCUAACAUGGACCUGACUCAAUAAUGUUUCCAAAGACAAAACUAAACUGAACCAACUAAUGAUUUAUGACACAAGUUUGGAUUUUUUUUUCAAAGGUUAUGACGUUAAUAUUAUCCCCAAAUUAUAUGUGUAAAGUCAUCUGAUUCUCUCAUUUGGAAGUGGUUUACUGAUGACGAAAGUGGUCUCGACAUUGCUGUACUGAAGUUACCGUAAUAUACCGUACACACAAGAGGGGGAUAAUGGCGUAUAAUCAUUGAGAAUCUGAUCUUUGAUGCUUGGCUAGUGGACGACUGUACCUCACCCUCAAAAUGAGAAAGACGUGAACUGACCUCCUCGGCUGGUGUGACGGCUUCGGCUGACUUGGCAUCCUCCGUUGACGUGACAUCCUCAGCUGACGUGACUUCCUUGGCUGACAUGACCUCCUUGGCUGGAGACAAGAGCUGCAGGCAGUUCUUGUGUUCCUGUUAUAUGUUGUAUUUAUUAAGAAAUAUUUAUUUUUUUGUUUUGUUAGUGAAAUAAAUGCAGUAUUUUAA
Molecule: messenger RNA, 5017 nt
Organism: Homarus americanus (American lobster)
Lineage: Eukaryota; Metazoa; Arthropoda; Malacostraca; Decapoda; Nephropidae
Exons: 6
Coding region: 104-1036 (310 amino acids)
Source: RefSeq, a predicted model, not a curated record